AACAUGAAGGGCAGAGAAGCUGAGCCAUAAGAAGGCUAUGACAAUGUGAUAGCUGUCAGUGCAGACAAGAAAGAGAAAGUCAGAAUCACAACCAUGAUCUGGGAAAUAACAGAGGUGCAUUACCAACAAAGGAAGGGCUGUCUCUUGGCCACCUAAAUGUAGGGAGUCUCCAAGGUACUGCUCCAUUCACCUUCGUGGGUUCAUGAGUUACCUUUCUAUGGAUAACUUUGAAGUCUCUCCCUCAGGUCUGUCCUCUUGCCUAAAUGUCAAACUUGUAUCCUGGGUGCUUGCUGGCUAUUUGCCUUUGCACCUCCGUAUACCAGAUACACUCUCUCUAUAACCUCUUUGCUAUUGAUAAGUGGAGAUCUUGCCUGUUACCCUUAUACAACCUCAUCAGAUUAUUGUUACUAACCUAUGGUUUUCAUUCCAACAUUCGCAGCAUUUCCCAGGGCUCCUGUCUGCACAUUUUCCAAACCCAGAGCCUUUCAAGGCUCUGAGGAGCCCAAAGAAGGCUCAGUUAUCAUUUCGUGUCAUGGACUUCUUUGGCUAUGUGAUUAAGUUUAUGGGCCCCUUCCCAGCACAAUGCUUUUAAGUGCUUAAGAUAACAUACCCAGGAUUGACAAAGGAAAAGAGUUGCAUUAAAACACCAACGUCAAAUUGUCAACAACGAAAAUUGUUGGAGUGUUCACAUAUGUGUUUUUUAGUUAAUACAUUAAAGUACCAACGUUGCCCUCGUGACCAACAAUUACCACAGUGUAGAAGGGGUGAUAUGCUUAAAAGAUAUUGGCGAUACUGACGGCUGCACCUGCCAGUGAGAAGAAUACAUCGCGGGUCCUGCCGGUCACACUGUUUGCUGCCUGUGUGCCUCAGUGGAGACAAUGCCAGGGUUCAGUUGGUCAAUAGCGCCAAUAAAGACGGAACUGUUGUUCUCUGCCAGUUCCUAGAAGUCCUGAAGCCUGCCAUUGUAGCCGAGGCUAAGAGCCCCGCUCUGGAAUUUGUCCCCGUGCACCAGGAAGUCAGAAAACAAGCUUCGAUGAAGCAGGUGCUCCUCAGAGAGCCUGGAGGAGAGGCCACAUCUACACAAAGUCUCAAAGGGAUGAAUGGCAGGUCAAAUGUGUAAGUGUUUGUUAUUUGAAGGAGUUGUCAAAAGAACGUCGUAGCAAACCAGGAUGCGCUCUUCGUUUAGGAGCUGCAACCCCUUUAGAGGGGUGACUACUGAGGAGAGGAGCGGAGAGCAUUCACAACAACAUAUAAUGUCGAGUGAGUGCUUGCGUGCAGCCUCCAACACUUUCCAUGCAGAAUCUCCUCGAAGCUUCACUGCUCUAGAACUCGGACUUUCUUACGUACUCGCAAAGAACAAGCCGAGCAGACACCGCCCAGGUCAUAGGGAGAGCGUGGCAGCAGGCUGUCUCCAGAGCUUGGCUCGGCGUGUGCGACUGGGGGGAGGACUGGGCUGUGAUGCAGGGACAGUGGCAGCCAGAAGCCGUCCCCAAGGAACCAUACGGUCCGAUCAUAUAUAAACUGGAGACUCCCGGCAGGCAGCACAGGGUUCUCGACACUUGCAUCCAGCGAGGCUCGGUGAGGGACGCAGACAUCCAUCGAUCGAGAAGAGCAGAAGACACUUGGCAAUAAAGACAUGCUUAGCGUCAAAGCUGACCUCAAGCGUCUCGGGGACGACGGCGAGUAUUCGGUGAGCAUUUCCGGCUUGGUCUGGGAGACGUGAGGGGCAAGCGUGAGGCUUGUGUGUGGAAGGUGUCGGAAGCGUCGCCCGGAGUGCCGGCUGCAAGGCUGCGCGGAGCCGGGAGGGUUCCCGGAAGCCCCUCCGGGCCCGACUCCGGCUCAGGGGCCCCGCCCGGUCGGCGCCGCUCGCAGCAAAGGAGACACGAGCGAUGGGCGGGCCCAGAGUGUGGUUACCGCCCCUGCUGUCGGGGUUUUCAAACAGGUCCGGCACUUUGCUAUAAAAGGGCUGCUUGGCGCCGCCGGGAGUGGUGCUUCCGUAGCGUUGCGGUGGUGUGGUGAGGAUGUCUGGCCGCGGCAAAGGCGGGAAGGGGCUGGGCAAGGGGGGCGCCAAGCGCCACCGCAAGGUGCUGCGCGACAACAUCCAGGGCAUCACGAAGCCCGCCAUCCGGCGGCUGGCCCGGCGCGGCGGCGUCAAGCGCAUCUCCGGCCUCAUCUACGAGGAGACCCGCGGGGUGCUCAAGGUGUUCCUGGAGAACGUGAUCCGGGACGCCGUCACCUACACGGAGCACGCCAAGCGCAAGACGGUCACGGCUAUGGACGUGGUGUACGCGCUCAAGCGCCAGGGCCGCACCCUCUACGGCUUCGGGGGCUAAGUGUCACCGUUCACCCUACCGAAAGCAUGCAAUUCUCAUCCAAAGGCCCUUUUCAGGGCCACCUACCGCGUCCUCCAAAAGCGCUGUCCACUUCGUGUUCCCAGUCGCUGUUGAGCCAGGUUAAGUAGUCGCUGCGUUUUGCGGUUUUGAAGUGAAGUUGAUUUGACAACUAACACUGCAUUUCUGGUGCUCUCCGAUAAUGAAAGGAUCCGGAACAGCCUGUGCUAAGUUGUGGGUUUGAACCUAUGUCCCCGUCGUGUUUCAGAGGAAUUCCCCGUCCUGCGUGGCUGGUUUCUUUCUGAGCCCACCAGAACCUUCUAUUGUACUCCCGGUUAGCGUUCUACAGAUUUCUCUUCUCAUCGUGCUGCUUCGUUAUCCCGAGUAGUCUUCGGCUUGCUUACAAGUCCACUUAAAUUUGCGUUGACAGAUGGUUGAAUUCCUGCUAGUGAGGUCAUGUGCUUUUCGACCCCAAACCUUGGUUCAGAUCCCACCUUUGCGUCAGGAAAUGCGUGCUCAACUAGCAGCUCGCAGAUGGGUUACGCAUUGUUCUCAGGGUCUGUAAACCUUGAGUCUCAGACUGUCAACAUUGCCACCGUGUGUUAACAAUGGGUCUGAUUUUGUGAAGAUUCUUGCGGGACCGUUGUGCCGUGUCAACUGGUCUAUUUCCAAUAAAAUUUGUUCCCUGGAAUACAAAGGCA
Messenger RNA from Leopardus geoffroyi (Geoffroy's cat), 3031 nucleotides. RefSeq names its product histone H4. Gene Ontology annotation, cellular component: nucleosome. Gene Ontology annotation, biological process: nucleosome assembly. Bases 2022 to 2333 code for a protein of 103 amino acids. Lineage: Eukaryota; Metazoa; Chordata; Mammalia; Carnivora; Felidae. The record is from RefSeq and is a predicted model, not a curated record. The transcript has a single exon. Gene Ontology annotation, molecular function: DNA binding; structural constituent of chromatin; protein heterodimerization activity.